AUGGACAUCCAGCAGGAGAACACACCCCAACAGCCAGAUAAAUGGUUUGAGUUCUAUAGGUUCCAGCCGGGUAGAGACCUACCAGGCGAUGCACGGAACACUAUGUUGGUGGUAGCCACACUGAUCGCUACGGUGACUUUUCAAGCCGGAAUCAACCCUCCCGGCGGUGUGUGGCAGGACAACAAAGGACAUGAAGCUGGAAAAUCCAUUUUAGGUGACAAGCAUGCUGUAUACAAUAUAUUCAUUCUUGCUAACACGUUGGGGUUUUCAGCUGCUUGUAACAUCAUUGGUUACUUCGUUACGGGCUGCCCCAUGUUUAUGGAGGUGUAUAUUGCCAUCCUAUCCAUGUCCGCCACUUAUGGAGCUGCAGUUGUUGAUAUUACGCCUAAUGGGACGUUAAAUUUCGGCUUAUUCGCGUUUGCCUUGUUUCUGCCUUGUUUACUACGGUGGCUGGUGAAUUGUUCCAAGAAGUAG
Molecule: messenger RNA, 474 nt
Organism: Nelumbo nucifera (sacred lotus)
Lineage: Eukaryota; Viridiplantae; Streptophyta; Magnoliopsida; Proteales; Nelumbonaceae
Cellular component (GO): plasma membrane
Source: RefSeq, a predicted model, not a curated record